Nematolebias whitei (Rio pearlfish) is the source of this 420-nucleotide messenger RNA. RefSeq names its product WD repeat-containing protein 11. The record is from RefSeq and is a predicted model, not a curated record. Gene Ontology annotation, molecular function: protein binding. Gene Ontology annotation, cellular component: cytoplasm. Lineage: Eukaryota; Metazoa; Chordata; Actinopteri; Cyprinodontiformes; Rivulidae.
GACGAGCCGCCCAUUGAUAUGAUUAAAGUAUCUCAUCUCAAACAGUACCUGGUGGUGGUGUUCAGAGACAAACCCUUGGAGCUGUGGGACAUCCGGACGGGGACACUUCUCCGAGAGAUGGCCAAAAGCUUUCCUACUGUUACCGCACUGGAAUGGUCUCCAUCCCAUAAUCUGAAGAGUUUAAAGAAGAAGCAGAUGGCAGCCAGGGAGGCCAUGGCUCGGCAGACGGUGUCGGACGCUGAGCAGAGUAACAUUGAAUCCUCGGUCAUCAGUCUUCUUCAAGAUGCUGAGAGCAAAUCCGAGACCAGCCAGGCGAUCUCAGCCAGGGAGCACUUCAUAUUCACCGACACAGACGGGCAGGUCUAUCACAUCACCGUAGAGGGCAACACCGUGAAAGACGGAGCACGAAUCCCACCUGAU